AAAGACUUCGGAAGAAAGGAACACCUAGGUUUCCGAGUUUACUUCCUAUCAGCGUCUCACACUAAACUACAUCUGAAACUUGGACACAUUCAAGAUGUCAACUGUUAAAUGCUAUUUUGGUAAUCCCAAUAUAGUUUUUCUUGAGCUACAUAGAAGACAUACUGCACUCGGUGCCCAAACCUGAAUGCAAAGCACGCUACUACAGGUUCAGGGGGCGGAGUCAAACAGCUGGAUACUCUGGAGUGUCUCGUGGCGGCGAUGCAGCGAGUCUGCCUGAGCGCGAGCUUUCCCGUACUCCUCCUGUUGAAGGCGAUAAACGAGCUAGAGGGACCGCAAUUUGUUGGGAAAGUAAAUCUAGGAAUUGAUAUUAAGAAAAUAGGGAAACACCGUAUUCCCCGGGCCCAGUGUGGAAUCGUACCAGAGGUGUGGAGAACAGGUCGGCGUACUCAAAGUUACCAAAGAAACAGUAAAAACUCGCUAGCAGACAGAGGCAGAAGUUACGCCAUGGCCCUGUACAACCAACAUGUCUGCCCUGUGGAUAACUGGUUGUACAACCAGUCAUGUGAAGAAGAGCUGUAUUUGCAGAGCGGGCCAACCUUGUGCUGCACGCUAGACAAUGUACCUCUCAUCAGUAAAUGUGGGACUCUUCCCCCUGAGAGCUGCUUCUUCAGCCUUAUCUGCAGCACAGGCUCAUUCAUGGUUAUGGUGAUUGUGCUGUUCCGUUAUGCCCACGUCAUUGAGAAGCACCAAAACUGUGUGCUCAACACGGCGAGUCUCUCCACGGGCUGGAUCUGUGCCGCUGGACUCAUCAUGGUGGGCAACUUCCAGGUGGAUAAUGCCAAAGUUCUCCACUAUGUCGGAGCAGGCAUUGCCUUCCCCACCAGUAUGCUAUUUGUGUGCCUGCAGUCAGCGCUGACUUACCGGCUGGCCAAGACCCAGGGGGAGUACAACGUGGCCCACCUCCGGCUCUGCAUGACCCUGCUGGCGUUGGUAGCCUUGGUGCUCAGCGGUGUGUUUUUCUGUCAGGAGAGCUUCGUCCUGCAACACGCAUCAGCCAUCUUUGAAUGGGUGUUCUGCGUCAUCAUCAUGCUGUUUUACGGGACAUUUGCUUUUGAGUUUGCCAGCAUGUCAGGAGAUACCAUGGCGGUGCUGGCUAGAGGAGGGGCACUGGGACCUGCUGGGCGAGAACACAAGGUGGACGCGCUGGGAGGGCCCGGUCCACACUCACAGCCACAUCCACACCAACCUGAAAACAUGUCCAUACUGUAGCCCGCUGGCACAUCUUGAUGCCACACAGUUGGCUUGUUUAUUCCUUUCAAAUUGUGGUUGUCAAAUGAGUUUAAUUCAUUUCCAGCCACAUUCGUCUGAAGCUUUGAAAUGAACCAGGCCAGUGCAGUCGCCAUUUCACGGCAGAGUGGAUUCUUGUUUUUCAACCACAGGGGCGUAGAUCUGCUGCCACUUUGGAGAACUCAUCUUGUAUUGUGCUCACAUCAGAGCUCGGCGUCUCUAAAGAACUUGCAUUUUGCACAUCGCACAAGUGUGAAACCAAAUUUUUUCCCCAACUCAGUCCUGUCCUCGGUGAGCAGCAGAGGAGUAUUUUGUCAAUCAGAUCAAGAAAAUGUACUUUCCCCCCUGAGAUCCUGUAACCUGUCCCAGUAAGUGGCCUUGGACCAUUUCCACUUCAGGUGACUGCUGUGUUGCUUUCAUUGUACAUAACGAAGUGAAGGCUGCUGGACGGCCUAGCUGACAGUAUUUUAGUUGGGAGAGAGAGAGAGAGAGAAGAUGGUGUGCGAAUGUUACAGUAGGAGCAGGGUCAAAUUGGAUGCUUGUUUUCCCACUAGAGAAUGGAUGAAUGCAAUAAAGAAAAGAAAAAAGAAAAGGUUUGUCAAAUAGAAGUAUGUAAAUGUUUCAGUCAAUCCUUGAGAUAGAACAGGGCAGCGGUUUGCAUUUUGCAAUCAUUUAAACCUGCAUUAACAGUAUUUUUGAUCUUAACAAAUAAAAUGAUUGUCCUUCAUAGUACAGGAUCCCCUGACAAUUAACACUCUACUCUCAAUUGAUUUUAGCCGACUGUUGGUUAUUCAGCCUGCAUACUCUGAUUUACGCAACCUAGCCAAAGUUAACGAGCUGAUGGGAAAGAAAGUCUUCCAUUUGGCAAGCUCAACACCCAGAUAAUUUCCUCAGGAGUUGGUUAACCAAGGCUAAAAGGAAAUUAAAUAUUGGACUCAUGUGGCCAUUGGGAUAAUAAUGUUGCUCUGUGUCUGCUGGGUGUGCAUGUAGACACAGACAUUGGCUGUAACAACCCCUGUAAGUUUGUUUUGUGGUCAAAAAUUGCUUAAUGCAGCUUUAAAAUAUGCAACAACUUUACAUCUGCUCAGCAACUCAGCAUGUGCAAGCAAACACUAUUUUUAAAAGUAUCCAUGCGACCCAGCCCACAUUGUGUUUGUGUGUCUGGAAGCUUUGGGUGAUGUGCCAUAUUAUUAUUUUAACUGCAUAGAGAACAUACAUAGACCUAGUGCCUCAUAAAUUCAAACUUUUAUGACUGAGUAUGAAAAAGGUUUCCCUCUCAUUGUUGUCAAUACACUAUAACGACCUUAAACCUCAAUAGUAUUUGCUUUAACUUCCUCUCUGUAAAGACUAUGAAAGGGAGAUGAUACAGUGUCCAGAGGCCAAAUGCGCACCAGCUAAUUAAAGCCAGAGCAGUGGGGUUAUUGAGUUUGAUGACGAAGCAUCACACGUGUCUUCAGGUCCUACGGAUGUAGGUCUCCAUCUCAUUAUUCCCCACCAAGGAGGAGCUCAACAUGCUCAUAUUGCUUUACCUGCUUACUUUUCUCUCUCCAUAGUUGGAGUUUUUUCAGCAUGUCUAGCUGGUGUAGCGGGACAAAGGGAAAAGGAAGGAUUUGUAGUGUAAGAUAUAACUGAGCUGCACUGUCUUGCCUCUGUGUUACUGUACAGCAGAAUAUACCAAAUAUCAGUUUGCCUGUGGUAUCGGUGCUAAAACACAAAAGGUCUUAUCCUGUCAUUUCUCCCCCUGAGCUUAGCUGUGAUUAUGAUAACAUCUGAUGAAUGAAAGCAAUAAGAUGGAGACAUAGCUUCAUAGCACACCUCAGCUUCAUUGCUGACUGCUGAUAGUGGAGGAGCAGGGACAGAAGGUUGCAUGCACGCCUGUGAGUGCCAGAAAUACCAAAGUGGAUAUUUGCCACUACCCGACUUGAUGUUUUGAUAUCUGUCAGUGUAGAUUAGCCUCACGGUUGGGUAUAUUUUCCUUUCACUUGGUCCUCUGCGCAGAUAUUCAAAUGUUGAUUCUAUUCAUUUACUGUCUCUGACAUUAUGUGCUGUGUUGUAAUCCAGAUACCCAGAAUUACUGUUUAUAUUUGUAGGAAAUGUUCAACAUCUCAGUGUAACAUUAACGCACUCUGAGCUGUCUGGUGAAAAACCAACAGUAAUGGUCUUGUUUGUAGGCCUUCACACAGAAAAAAUGUCACUCCCUCAAACCAUAUCGUUGUUGGGCAGAGGUUUUGUUAGUGCCAGACCAAGACCAUUCUUCACACACAGUAUGUUACAGAAGGACUGAAAUGUAGUUAUUUUGCUCAGACUGAAUGUAUGAGUACUCUCAACAAGACUGAAGUGAAAAACUUGUGUAUGCUGUACUGUGGAGCAAGCUGGAAGGUCAAAAAACAGCACCAGCCACACCACUGAUCACUUGCUUCUCUCUACUGGUCAAACUGCUUAUUGCACACAAGUUUGUUUUGCAACCAGAGCUGUAAUGUUGCAGCUCAGCUCACAGGAGGUUCUUGUUUUGUACUUGAAAAAUUCUACAUUGUUUUGUAUCCACAGCCGACCAUACUCAGUUGGUUACAUGUUUGGGCCAAAUUUGUUUUACUUCUCAAUUUACUAAAACAGUGAAGCUAAGUCAUGAAGAGCACUUGGACCUCUUGACUUUAGUUCAGUAGUGAUCUUCAGACUGUUUUGCCUGGCAUCACCUGGAAGCUUGGCCUUGUGACCAUGCGCUUUUACAAUAUGCAUUUGUUUCUAACAAAUCACAGAAUCAGAUUGGAUGCAUUUUAAAUGUUAUGUCAAAUGAUGGUGCUGCUCAUGCUGCUCUAGAAAGAAACAUUUUGUCAUUACACAUUUAUAGUGUUUAAUUUUACUUAAUGGUUUAUGCAUGGUGUGAAUCUAUACACGAAGCCCCCAUUUCUAGUUGAGCACUAUAAAAAUUAGUUAAAUAUUAUGAGAAACUCUUUCAUAUAGAUUCACAUUCUGCAUUGCCUGCUCGGCCUCCCCCUCUACUUCCUGUCCUCUUGUUCUCGUUUACCAAUCAGUCUGAACUUUGCACUCAGGAAAAUGUUACGACACCAGCUACAUUGUUUGAUUCAAAGCAGAAUGAACUCUGCUUGCUUCUGCCUUCAGUUGUCUUUGUUUUAAUGGCAUUCGUUUUUUUCUUAUGAGGAUUCGUUAUGUUUAUUUGUUUUGUUUAGUAUAGGCACAACUGCUUUUUCACAGUUGUAGGUUUGCGGGUUAGUUAUAAUAUAAUAGAUUAUUUUUGUUAAUCAAUAAAGCUUAAAAAUGAACAUUCCUGUCUAGUUAGCUUGUGAGAAUGCAGAUGCUGCUCACAUGGUUAAAUCUGCAGUCAGUGGAUCGUUGAUGAGAACAUUCUGACAAAUUAACUAGCAGUUGUAAACCUCACAGAAAUCUUUUACUCGAUACUUAAUUCUCAAUGCAAAAUGCUCCCUAUGUGCCUUAUGUAUGAUUUUUGGUGAUGAAAACCAAAGAGGUUUAGGUUGUAAGUUCUAUUUUGAUGAAAAGUCAUGUGAUCGUGUUAUGCCUUAAUGUUCAACAAAUAAAAAAAAAUGUAAGUUGCAUCCAAA
Micropterus dolomieu (smallmouth bass) is the source of this 4865-nucleotide messenger RNA. RefSeq names its product Transmembrane protein 150A-like. The transcript is spliced from 7 exons. The record is from RefSeq and is a predicted model, not a curated record. NCBI's taxonomy places the organism in Eukaryota, Metazoa, Chordata, Actinopteri, Centrarchiformes, Centrarchidae. Bases 259 to 1269 code for a protein of 336 amino acids.